This is a messenger RNA of Scomber japonicus (chub mackerel), 3309 nucleotides long. RefSeq names its product Mov10 like RISC complex RNA helicase 1 (gene mov10l1). The record is from RefSeq and is a predicted model, not a curated record. Gene Ontology annotation, molecular function: helicase activity. Bases 1 to 3309 code for a protein of 1102 amino acids. NCBI's taxonomy places the organism in Eukaryota, Metazoa, Chordata, Actinopteri, Scombriformes, Scombridae. The transcript has 25 exons.
AUGACCCUCAUUUUGUCCACGGCCCAGGUAGCUCCUCAUUCAUCUGGACUCAUCUGUCUUUUGUGCGACUGCAUGAUCCGAGCCGUGGUCGACGGUGGUACUAGAGUUUUCUCAGGGUGGACAGGGAGCUACUGUGACAGCUCCGGAGAUAUGCUCACUGCUGUGCGGCGCAUGUUGUGCAAACUGGUUUCUCCAUUGUGGAGGCCAGUAGAAGUUGAUGAAGAAGGCAUUUUCUCCGGUGUGCCAGGCAUGGAGGACAUUCGCCACAUUCGGGCUGGUGUGGUAACCCAGCUGUGCCUGGACUACGGCUUGAUAGACAAAGCAGUCUAUUUCACUAGUGGAGAGGUUUUGGGUGGGAUGCCACUGAAAGAAGGGGACCUAGUGAACUGCAUAGCAGUACGACAUGGUGCCCAAGGGGGUUGGAAAGCUUUAAGGGUGGAGAAGAGUGCUGAUGCUUGGGAGGACGGAGGAUGCACUUCCCCAGAAGCUGACAGUAUGCAGCUGCGGCCUCUCAUUGGCACAGUCACAUCAUUUGAUGGAGAUGGUGGCCACAUUAACCAGACCACUUACUUCCCACGCUACAGUCUUUGGGAAGGUUACGAGCCAAUGAAAGGAGACUGGGUCCAAGCAAAAUAUUUUAUCAAUCCUACUCAGUGGACCACCCAGGCUCAUUCUGUGGCCCCUUUACGCUAUUGCCGCCUAGACCAGGCGUGUGUGACCAGCAUGUAUGGUAACAAUGGUGUGGUGGCAGACAGUGUGUUCUUCAGCCUGGACUCUCUGCUGCUGCCUGCCCACUACCGGCCUUUGCCAGGGCACGUGGUCAACCUGGUAAUGGUGGAGAGCAGUCAGUCCUUCUACUGUUGGCGGGCCCUGUGCAUGGCACCCUGCCUUCAAGGUACGAAUUUUGCUGCUACACAUCUACCAGCGGCUGAUCUCCAGAAACUCCUUGAAAACAAAGGGGGGGUUGAUAUAACAGACUAUGGCCAGUUUGGGGAAGUGAUGAUUGGGGAGAGACGAGAGCUGGUGCUGUGGAUACAAAGAGAACAAAUUGAGUUGGAUAUUCAACCAGGAGAGAGGCUGUCUAUAGUAGUGGGCUGUCAAGCAAAGAGCCUGGGAAGCUGUGCCGAGCUGCUGCUGCUGCAUUUCUCCAGUUUUGUCAUUGGGAGGCGCCUGGAGGUCACAGUGGGUAGUGAAGAGGAGAACCUGCUGCAGCCAUCUGUGCCUUACAGUCCCAGCGAUGCCAGGCCGGUCUCAACAACGCCUGGUCAUGUGAUCACUGUCUCUGCUCCAAAAGAUGCACCUAGGCUUACUAAGCGGCGACUGCCAAGCUUCUUACCUUCCUACCCAGUGCCUCAGGGCCUAAGAGACUGUGUGGAGGCAAAUAAUGAUGUGCUGGUUGUGCAGCCAUGCCUAGGAGAGGUGCUGUCACAAUCCAACACACAUUUACGAUUUUCAGCCCUCCUGUGGUUGGAAGAGCUGCAUGUAGAGUGGGAACUGAAAGAAUUCAUAAUCAAUGGGGCCAUUUUAAAAAGAGGAGCUGUCUACCUGCACCUAGAGGUCCAUGGCUUGGCUGAGGGUAGACCCAAUCUCAGUAUAGGUGACAGAAUAGUAUUGAAGAAACCACGGCGUGACGGUAUGGUAAUGGAGUACGUUAGUUAUGUCACAGAGAUCAAUGAUGAGAAUGUGAGUUUGAGAGUGAACUCAGAGUUUCAGCGUAGCUAUGUUGGAGAGCCGCUUGAUGUGGAAUUCUCUUACAACAGGUUGACCAUGAGGCGGUGUCAUCACGGACUUGACCAAACGAAACAGUUUGGGGAGAAUGGUGGGCUGCCAUCCAAACCCAUCCCCAGCCCUGGUCACUUCUUUAACCCCAACCUCAACCCCCCUCAGAGAGAGGCAGUGAAGAGGAUUUUGGCUGGAGAGUGUCGACCCACCCCUUAUGUUCUAUUUGGACCCCCAGGCACUGGAAAAACCAUCACUCUUAUAGAGGCUAUACUGCAGGUGUACCACUUUCUGCCCAGUAGUCGGGUACUUGUAUGCACUCCUUCCAACAGUGCUGCUGACCUCAUCUGCAUCCGUCUACAUCACAGCGGCUUCCUGCAUGCUGCAAGUUUGGCCCGUGUCAAUGCAUCUUGUAGGCAGGAAGAGUUCAUUCCAGAAGUACUGAGACCGUAUUCGAGGGCUGGAGAGGACAUUCGUCAUGCCUCUUUUCACAGGAUUGUUGUCAGCACCUGCUCCAGUGCUGGCAUGUUCUAUAAUGUAGGACUACAAGUGGGACAUUUUACCCAUCUGUUCCUGGAUGAAGCAGGCCAGGCCACAGAGCCAGAGUCCCUGAUCCCCAUAAGUCUUGUGUCAGAGAGAGAUGGACAGAUAGUGUUGGCCGGAGACCCCUGUCAAUUGGGUCCAGUAGUGAAGUCCAAGAUAGCCACUGCCUUUGGCUUGGGGGUGUCUUUGUUGGAGAGGCUUAUGGCCAACCCACUGUACUCCAGGCAUGAGUGGGGAUACAACCCUAAGCUGGUGACUAAGCUGAUCUACAACUACCGUUCACAUGAGGCCUUGCUCACACUGCCCUCCAAGCUUUUCUACCAGGGGGAACUGUGUUUUAAAGCCCCCAGGGCUGUAGUGGACUCCCUCUGCCAGUGGAAAAACCUGCCCAAAAGAGGCUUCCCUCUCCUUUUUCAUGGUGUCAGGGGCACAGAAAUGAGGGAAGGUAACAACCCAUCAUGGUUCAACCCAGUGGAGGCUGUGCAGGUAAUGCUUUACUGCUGCCAGCUGGCCAAAAAGCUCUACAACCCUGUGAACGUCUCUGACAUCGGCAUCAUUGCCCCCUACAAAAAACAAUGUGAGAAGAUUCGUGUACUGCUGGGUAAAGUAGGCUUGUCUGACAUCAAAGUGGGGUCUGUGGAAGAGUUCCAAGGACAAGAAUUCCUGGUCAUCAUCAUCUCUACGGUGCGUUCUAAUGAAUCGGUAGAGAGUGAUGAUUUGCAGAGUGUGCUUGGCUUUCUGGCUAACCCCAAGCGCUUCAACGUUGCCGUCACCCGCCCUAAAGCCAUGUUAUUAAUUGUUGGAAACCCUCACAUUCUCAUCUGGGACCCAUGCUUCAGGGCUUUACUGCAGUACUGCUACAUCAACGGGGCAUAUGUGGGCUGUGACCCCCCUCCUUCCCUAAGAGACUCUCACAUGUACUUAGUCCCCUCUUACGGGGUGUACUCGUCUACCCACACUGGAACCAGCCUCCACUCAUCAGAUCAGGCUGUAAAAGUUGGCUACGCUGGGGCCGAUGGAGGACUUUGGCUGGCAGCAGGAGUGUAG